This is a messenger RNA of Plasmopara halstedii, 2325 nucleotides long. Its product is annotated as atp-binding cassette superfamily. Gene Ontology annotation, molecular function: ABC-type transporter activity; ATP hydrolysis activity; ATP binding. The coding region runs from base 1 to 2325 and encodes 774 amino acids. The record is from RefSeq and is a predicted model, not a curated record. The transcript has a single exon. NCBI's taxonomy places the organism in Eukaryota, Oomycota, Peronosporomycetes, Peronosporales, Peronosporaceae. Gene Ontology annotation, cellular component: membrane.
AUGGAUCGUGAGAGAGACUCGAGGACGAUCGACACGACGUUGAACCCUGUACUUUCCAAGCAUCUGUCGGCUACAGACGAGGCUUAUUUUUACCACGAGGCUUUCCAGGAACUCUCACAAACAAAAAGAAUACGAAGUCUCCGUUGUCGACUCAAUCAAAAUACAUCGAACCCUCUUCGUAGGUCGUGGGCAAUGCAAUCGGAUAGCAGACCAAACGCGCGACAACUGCUUCCGACUUCCAAUCAAAACGCUCUUACCUCUGACGAGAUGGAAACCACAGCAGUACUUGGUGCGUCCAUGCGCAGCGAGUUUGAACGCAGUCGUGUGCCAAUAAGUCAGCGAGGUUUAGUGUCACCUGGUACGUCGUUCGAAAAUCUCGAAACUGUGAAAGGACCAGCACCAAAUGCGUUUAGUAGCAGCGAUAUGCCAAGUAAGCCCAAGGUCGCGCUUUUCGACAGCGUGUCGCAAUUGUCGACCGAAGGGUUCCGACAACGUGCAGCUUUACAGACAUGUUCAAUCAGUUGGCAGCACAUUUCCUACUUCAUUCAGCCUAAAGAAAAUAUCUUUAGUCGAUUCCGUAAGAAAAAUUCGAAGCGCGUGUCAGGUCCAUCCGGACUUGAGGCGCAGUUUGAGCGUCAACAACCUCGAAAAAUUCUCAACAGUGUUUGGGGACGUUCCGGACCAGGAGAGUUGACAGCGAUUUUAGGCCCAUCGGGUGCCGGAAAGACAACACUACUUGAUAUGCUUGCUGACCGAGUGCCAUCUGGUGGUUCAGGCGUUCAUCUCGAAGGACUCGUGGAGGUAAAUGGCCAGCCACGAGACCUUCGAACUUUUCACUCGAUUAUGAACUACGUUUCGGAAGAAAUGGCAUUUUUAGGCGCCUUUACGGUGCUUGAAACACUACAAAUUGGUGCAGGAUUAAGUUUACCGGGUCACAUGCCUCCCGUUCAGCGGGAAGCUCGUGUCCAGGAUGUCAUUGAUGCUAUGGGAUUACGAUCGUGUUCAAACGCUCGUGUGGGUGAUAUUUUUCAUAAAGGAAUUUCAUCAGGUCAGCGCAAACGUCUAGGAAUUGCAUUAGAGUUGCUCUCUGAUCCUGCACUCUUGCUACUGGACGAACCAACUUCCGGACUCGAUUCGUCCUCAGCCCGUGGUGUCAUGCAAUAUAUCGAACGUUUGUGUCAAGAAGGUGGUAAGAAUGUCGUAUGUACAAUCCAUCAACCCUCUUCCUCUAUAUACGGCAUGUUAACAAAUCUCAUUAUCCUCAGUAGUGGCGAACUUGUAUACAGUGGUCCAACAAAUGCAGCAAUCGCACACUUUUUCUCUAUGGGUUACGUAUGUCCCAUGUAUACGAAUCCAGCCGAAUAUUUUGUCCAUUUGGUCAACACAAAUUUUCACGAUGGAUUAAAACUUGAACCAUUUAUUCGAGCUCUUAAAGAAAGUGCUGAACCACAGCGUCUUCGAGCUGAUGUGGUUCGUGAUCGUUCACGUCGUGAUCAAUUGAUGAAUCCAGAAUUAUUAAAAGCUAUGCGACCAUGGCCCUUGGAUCAAGCAAUCGUUCUUGUUAAACGAAAUUUAACGAAUAAUUGGCGACAUCCAGGUGUUUUCUGGCUUCGUGUCAUGAUGUACGUUCUUCUGUCACUUAUGGUGGGUACAAUGUACUUGAGUUCAAAUCGAGAAAUUACCAACAUGUCGAUGGUUUCGCUGCUAUUUUACGUUCAAGCUUUUCUCGUUUUCAUGUCGGUUGCUGCCCUUCCUGCAUUACUGGAACAUCGUGCUGUUAUGGAGCGAGAGAUGCGAUCGUAUGCUUUGUCCUUAACCGGGUACACUAUGUCGAAUCUCCUCGCGUCAUUACCUGGUAUCUUGCUUAUCUCAGUCUUGGCAUCGACAAUUGUCGUCUUCCUUGCUCGUGUAUAUUCACUUCCAACGUUUCUACUAAAUCUGACUCUAUCGCUAAUUGCUGCCGAGUCAUUGAUGCACUUACUUGGUGCUGCUGUGCCUCAUUAUAUUAUGGGGAUUGCAUUGGGGGCUGGUCUCUUUGGGAUGUUUAUGCUGUGUGAAGGAUUUAUGGUUCCAUUUGACGACAUGCCUGCGUAUUGGAAAUGGGGUUACUACAUUGCCUUUCAUACAUACUCGUUCGAGUCGUUUAUGUAUGAACACUUUUCUGCUGUCAACACGGAGGAAGCGUGGGAUUUGCUCAAACGAUACGGCAUGGAUCAAGUUGACGUUGUCAAGAAUAUGAUCAUUCUCGCUGCUUAUUCGGUUGUACUUCAGAUUCUCGUCAUCGGCGUACUCUACCUUCGAUUUAACCGACACCGUCGUCGUUAG